Chlamydomonas reinhardtii is the source of this 1384-nucleotide messenger RNA. RefSeq lists its product as uncharacterized. NCBI's taxonomy places the organism in Eukaryota, Viridiplantae, Chlorophyta, Chlorophyceae, Chlamydomonadales, Chlamydomonadaceae. The transcript is spliced from 2 exons. The coding region runs from base 319 to 546 and encodes 75 amino acids. The record is from RefSeq and is a predicted model, not a curated record.
GAUUACUAUGUCAAUUUGAGGCUAGUAGUACCCCGGCCGCCCGGACUCAGCCCUCGGCACGCUGCUCUGGCGCAAGGAAUUCAAGACGGGUGAGUGCCGAGACUGCAGCCCUUAUGCGGGCUCGCCAGCUUAGACCCGCUGAGGGGGUGAAGGCCUGUUGAUCAUCAACCGCUGUGCGUGGCGGAGCCCGGCACGCCGCGCCAGCAAACGUCCAUAGCUGCUCCACGGCUCAUCUUGUAUACACAAGAGGGCCUGAUGAGCGCCAUCACUGCGAGGCCUAGCAGCGGACUCUCAGGGCGCGUCCUGAGAGCGACCACGAUGGCUGCCCCACGCCCCCUCCUCCAGCAACCAACGCUCGCAGCCCCUCGCGGCUUCCCCCAGCCCGACAACGAGCACGCAACCCGCCAGCCUGGACUGCAGCACCCGCGGCAUCCCCACACGCUCACCAUCGGCGAGUUCGACGGCCGCACCCUCAGCAGCGGCCGCAUGUACAUCGCCGGCAACGACACCUCGGGCAAAAGUAUCUUGGUGAGCGACCCGGCGUGACGCGUGUAUGACACCCUAGGCCCUGUUUGUUGGGACUAGGGAGGGGGGCUGUGCACACGGGGGAGGCACCCUAGGUGAAAAAGUGCAUUUCUGGACCCUUAUAAAAACACCCUUUGGCAACUUGCGCAGUCACCAAAAUCGGGCAGCAGGUUCGUUAGGAUGUGCAAACACUUGAUGUUCGGAUCCCUGCGCAAGUUGCCAAAUAUGGUGAAAUAUGUCAUGCAAGAUGGGGGGUACGAAACGUGUCAGAAGGGGGAAUCACUGACCCCAGACUUCAGCGGAUCCCUCCUAAAAUCUUAUGAAGCAUGGCGGACACUAUUCAUAUGGAUUCUGUGAACUCAGGGGGGUGAAAUAUUAUGCGGGCUGGGAGAACAACCCGCGUGUUUGUCCGCACAGGUGGGCACGCAUGGACCAAAACGUGUCCAAACCGACAUGCGUAUUCUAGCCGGUCGACUAGCUAAAGCUUCUAUUGUAUAUGUGUAUAACGUGAAGCGAGUAGACAGGGGCUCAGAUUAGCCUGUCUGUCCGCACAUUGAAAGCAUGUUGCCCUGGAGGGCACGAAUUCCAGCAUCCUUUGCUGCCGUCGAUUUAUAAAGAUCAGCGGAUGUUAUAAAACUACUUAUUGAACGAAGAGGAUGCCUCCUCGCGAUCCCGACUCCAGGUCACGACUAGUCUCCAAAGGGUUGCUUUGAGCCUAAAUCGCACGUUGGAAGACUUUAUGAUUGCUAAGCGUUAGAUUGAGCCUUGUAUCGGAGCUACAGGGUCCGUUGGCGCAAAGCAUUUAACAUCUAUUUGCACGAUCGUCGGCAAACGUUAAUGUCUACUGAUAUCUAUGAUA